Messenger RNA from Oldenlandia corymbosa var. corymbosa, 852 nucleotides. NCBI's taxonomy places the organism in Eukaryota, Viridiplantae, Streptophyta, Magnoliopsida, Gentianales, Rubiaceae. The record is from the annotation of a GenBank genome assembly.
AUGGAGAAAAAGGAUGAAAAUUUUGAAGAUUUUUUCCAAAAAUUACCACAAAAGGAUGCAAGCGGCAGUGUGAUAGCUCAAUACAAAGGCUUUUGGUUUGAUGCUGGUUUGCUUCAUGGUACAAUAACAUUCCAUGAUCAUUUCAAAGCCAAUGAUUCGGACAUCAUAUUAGCCACCAUGCCUAAAUCAGGUACCACAUGGUUAAAAGCCCUAACCUUUAGUAUCAUUAACCGGAAAAUAUACUCAAAUAUUCUGGAUAGUCCUCUGCUCUUCAACAAUCCGCAUCAACUUAUACCCUUUCUCGAAACCCAUCUUUACGAAGAAGGCAAAGUUCCUGAUAUAAACUCCAUCCCAAGCCCGCAUAUUUUCUCGACGCAUAUACCUUAUCAGUGCCUUCCAAACACGAUCUUAGUUGAUUCCGGUUGUCGGGUCAUCUAUAUUUGUAGAAACGCUUUGGAAAUAUUUACUUCAAUGCGAUAUUUCACAUUGCAAAAUGGUUGGGUGCGGCCGGAUUCCAUGUACACUGAUGGUGCUUAUGAAUUAUUUUGUGAAGGUACUACUCAAUAUGGUCCAUUCUGGGAUCAUGAUUUGGGUUAUUGGGAAGCAAGCUUAAAAAAUCCUAAGAAAAUUUUGUUCUUGAAAUAUGAAGAUCUUAAGAAGGAUGUCAUUUCUUGCAUGAAGAAACUGGCUGAGUUCUUGGGAUGUGGGUUUUCACCACAGGAAGAGAGUGAAGGGAAGGGAGAAAUUGGAGAUUGUGUCAAUUUUCUUACUCCUUCCAUGGCUGAACACCUUGAGAGCGUGAUGAAAGAAAAGUUUAAGGAAUCUGGUUUGAGUCUUUGUAUUCAUGGCUAA